AUGCAGUCUGAAUCCAAAAAGUAUGAAGAAGAGACACCGUCUCUGCACUGGGGGAUGGAUCCUGUGUUUUCUGCAUUCGCAAGACUCUAUAUUAAAGAUAUAAAAGAAAUGAGAGAAUCUAAACAAGUGCCAGGUAUAUUCUUUUAUAACGGGCAUCCAGUCAGACAGGUGGAUGUUGUCGGGAUAGUGGUUCAGACAAAAGAGCGGGAUGCCUUUUAUAAUUAUGGAGUGGAUGACAGUACUGGAGUUAUAAAUUGCAUCUGCUGGAAAAAUCCCAUGGUAACAGAAACAUCUUUAUCAGGCCGUCCAAGCACACCCAACAGUCUUACUGUACUUGAACAGAUGAAGAAACUCCAAGAAAUAGUGAGCCAGAAAACCAAGCUGGAGAUCGGGGAUGUUGUCAGGGUCAGAGGUCACAUCCGAACCUACAGGCAACAAAGAGAAAUUCAGGCUUCGUGUUUUUAUAAAGUGGAUGAUCCCCUGUGUGAUGUGCAGAUUUCAAGAAUGCUGGAGCUUCCCUGCCUGUAUAGAGAAGUUUAUGAUAAACCUUUCCAAGGCCCCGAGGAGGGACAGAGUGGCCUGGAGGGUCAGCAUUUCUCCAUCAGUAUGCUGCAUGAAAAAGUGAAAGGCUUUCUAAUAGAAAACAAAAUUCAGACCUUUUACCAACAGGAGUUGGAAACAAUUGAUACUCUGGUGUCACUGGCUACUGUGCACCUACCCAGUCCCAGCUGUCAGGAGGUGAAGCCAAAAAGUGACUCCAGUUCCAAAAGGAUUCACAGUGUUUUUAAGGAAGCAAUAAGGAUGCUGCAAGAAAAAGGGGUGGUUUUCCAGAAACCUGGUAGCUCCAAGGACUUAUACCAUGUGACUGACCAUGAUAAGGAGCUGCUUAAAGUGACUCUUGAUGCGAUUAAAGAAGACUGUCGAAAACCGAGGCAUGCUGAAAAAGGUUGUCAUUUCCUUCAUGUCCUGAGUUGUGUUCGGCAGAGCUACAACCCCUCUCUGGCUGAAGUGGUGAUGCAUCGUGUCUUGGAACUGCUGGAGAGUAACAGUGAUGUUGUCAGCACUAUGGAAGGAUAUUAUAUGGCAUUUUAG
Eurypyga helias (sunbittern) is the source of this 1092-nucleotide messenger RNA. It is a transcript of the gene STN1, whose product is annotated as oligonucleotide/oligosaccharide-binding fold containing 1. NCBI's taxonomy places the organism in Eukaryota, Metazoa, Chordata, Aves, Eurypygiformes, Eurypygidae. Gene Ontology annotation, molecular function: single-stranded telomeric DNA binding. The record is from RefSeq and is a predicted model, not a curated record. The transcript has 9 exons. Bases 1 to 1092 code for a protein of 363 amino acids. Gene Ontology annotation, cellular component: site of double-strand break; DNA replication factor A complex; chromosome, telomeric region. Gene Ontology annotation, biological process: telomere capping; nucleotide-excision repair; double-strand break repair via homologous recombination.